Messenger RNA from Kazachstania africana CBS 2517, 1977 nucleotides. RefSeq lists its product as uncharacterized. The transcript has a single exon. Lineage: Eukaryota; Fungi; Ascomycota; Saccharomycetes; Saccharomycetales; Saccharomycetaceae. The record is from RefSeq and is a predicted model, not a curated record. The coding region runs from base 1 to 1977 and encodes 658 amino acids.
AUGCAGAAGAGAAACAAUGAUUUUUUAGAUAUAGAACCAGAGCCAAUAGAGCUCCAGGAGUUCCCAGCUCCCAAUUUAGACGAAAAUAAAACGAGCCAAGUAGACAUCAAAGAAGAAUGGCUUCUUUUGAGGAAUAAACAUCCAGCGAAGAGGUUUUUUAUUAAAUUAUGGAAAGGUCCAAGGGAACCAGUGGACUUGCCGCCUUCUUUUCCAUCAAAGUGGUCAUGGACAGCAUUUGUCGAUUCAUUUCCGGAACAAGUCUUUAUGAAGCGAUUUCCUAAUAAACUUAUAAGAAUCGUGCUAUUAAUUAUCUAUUGCAGUGCAUGGUAUUCAGUAGUGUUUCUUCUGCUGCAUCCAUAUUUGAUAAGAGCGCCAUACUACCACCCUGCUGAUGGCAGUGAAAAAGUGCCAAUUUUUUCCCUAAGCUGUAAUUCUUAUUUGAAUUGGGAAGGGAAGAAUAAUGCUUGUGGCCUUGAAGCAAAAGAUUGUGGUCCAUUUGAAAAUGCGGAGUAUAUUAUUAGAUGUCCUGCAUUGUGCGACAGAGGGGCAUGGAUUUAUUCUGCCAUUACUGUAGGCAAUAAUAGAAUUAAAUAUACGGGGUAUGAAAUUGGUGGAGGUCGACUGGACUCUUCGACAGAAAAUGAUGAUAUGCUUACUUAUCCAUACCGCGCUGAUUCGUUCCCAUGUGGGGCAGCUGUCCAUGCUGGAAUAGUGUCGCCUCUUUAUGGGGGAUGCGCAAGACUGACUUCGGAAGGAUUUCAAUCAGAGUUUCCCUCAAUAGAAGGCAAGCAUGGCACAGACCUUUCAAUCUUCUUUGGCUCCUUUUUUCCGGGAUCAUAUUCAUUCAGAUCAAUUAAAAGUGGCAUUCUUAACGGCUGUUAUGACCCUAGGGCAGCAGUGGUGACGAUAAAUAUACUUUUCGGAUUACCAGUCUUUUACCUCUUUGAGAGCAUUUAUGGAUACUGGAUAAGUACUAUAACGGGUUAUUGGACUUUAGUCUUAGCAUUAGACCCACCUUUAUUGACCGAUCCACACGAUAUGGCAACUGUCUAUGAACUUUUUAGUGUUGGAUUUCAGAGGCUACUGCCACUCUGCUUUGUUCUUUAUGUUCUUUGGAAAUGUGCCGUGAAAAGGACACUCGAAAAUGGUUCGCCUCUAGCUAAGAUACUUCUAUGGUAUCCAAUGCUGUGGUUGGGCAUAAUGAAUAAUAUCACAUUUGAUAGAUUACCAGUGGAUAGACUAACUGCAAGAGAUCUUAAAGAGCAAGCUGGUGCAUUAUUAGCUGUAAGUUGUAUUGCAGGUACUAUUUUGACCUGUGCAAUUAUUCAAGCUUACUCGUUAUGGAAAUCAGGGAGAUUCAGAAAAUAUUUGAAAAUUUAUCUUCUACUGAUUUUUGGAUUAGUCACUCUUGCUUCAAUCCCUGGAUUGAACUUGAGGAUUCACCACUAUAUAUUGGGGACAAUUUUGGUGCCAGGUUGUGCAACGAGGGGAAGUUCAGCAUAUUUAUUUCAGGGCAUAUUAAUUGGGUUAGUCCUUUCCGGUGUUUCAAGAUGGGAUUUCGCCAGCAUUGUAGAAACAGACGUUGCUUUAUUAAGAGGUGAAGCCGGUGCUCUUUCUGAGCCUCCAGUGUUUGUAUUUGACAAAAUGCAUUUACAUGCGCUCUCUUGGCAACUACAACCAAAUGUGACAGAUAAUGAUUCACUCGAUGGAUUUUCCUUACUAAUGAAUGAUUUCGAGGUUUAUGUAGGUACUAACUAUACAGUGGAUAUCGAUACUUUGUUGACCGAGAGCCCAACUUUAGACAAUAUGCUCAAGCAAGCACUACAAGAAAGUGAAACCGAUUCGGUCGAAUUAUACUUUAGAGUGGCAAGAGCAUCUACCAGGGCACCAAGGGAAGAACGGGGUGACUACACGAAUGCGGGCACUCUUAAAUGGCCCCAAUGUGAAUGGCACGAUCCACUCCCGGGUGUGUCUUGA